GAAAAAGGCUGGCCCGGGUGGAAAGAUUCGAUGACUUUAAUUUUUUUUGAAAAUGCUCAGUGGGUGCUCGCCGCUCAGCGGUGUGUGACGAGGAUUUUUCACCUUGACUCAUUUUUCAAGCCACUCAUUGGACAGAAAAGCUUCCCUUGAACUUGUGUGAUGGAAACUCACUAUGAAGUGCUCGGCAUCUCCGAGACGGCGGAUGUGGACUACAUCAAGCAACGAUUUCAACAGCUAAUCUUGGUUCAUCAUCCCGACAAGAACACUGAUUCAGCCAACGACCAACAAGUGUAUCGCAUUCUGAAAGCGUGGGAAGUAUUGAGAAAUGCAGAAAAACGACGUCAAUACGAUUUGGAACUAAAAGCGAGCCGAUCCCGUCAACAGAUCAGCAUCAAUGCGGAGAUCGAUCUUGACGACAUGGAAUACGACGAGGAAAAUCGAGUAUAUUUCUCUCCCUGUCGUUGCUCAGGUUUUUACGAGAUUACAGAGAACGACUUGGAACGAGGUGUAGAAAUUGUUGGCUGUGAUCUGUGUUCGUUACGAGUUCGGAUAUUGUACGACGUUGUUGAAGACGACGGCGAGUAGCCUGGCUACACAACCUACGCCCAACUGUAACGAAUUAUUGGAACUGGGUUAUCUACAGAUUCUCGAUUGUUUCGAUCUGUCAUCUGCUUUUACCACUUCCAAAACAAGAUUGCCCUGGAUUAGACUAAUGUCCUGUCAUUAAUUGCUGCAAUAGCGCUCGUUAACUCGUCACUUUCAUUCUAGACAUACUCAUGCAACGCAUGGGAUAGACAGUUCAUCAUAUUUAUUCAUUGUUUCUUGUAAUUCAUUUCGUAUCAUAUAUCUUAUCAUUCAUCCACUGUAUAGUAAAAAGUUUUCCUUUUGUCCAUUGCCAC
Radiomyces spectabilis is the source of this 899-nucleotide messenger RNA. RefSeq lists its product as uncharacterized. Gene Ontology annotation, molecular function: ATPase activator activity; ferrous iron binding. The record is from RefSeq and is a predicted model, not a curated record. The transcript is spliced from 3 exons. Gene Ontology annotation, biological process: positive regulation of ATP-dependent activity. Lineage: Eukaryota; Fungi; Mucoromycota; Mucoromycetes; Mucorales; Radiomycetaceae. The coding region runs from base 160 to 585 and encodes 141 amino acids.